AUGGGCCCUCCUCAACCACUCACACCACGACCGCUCGCAUUUCCGAACGAACGAAUGGCCACCAGCUUUAAAGAGCCAGUUGACGAGUCCUUGCCGUCUUCGUCGAGGGACUCUCCUGGCUCGUGGCAGCUACCUUUGCGCGUCACGCUGUUUCAGUACAGUGGAUCAGUUGUGCAGUCGGCACCUGUGGAAGAGCUACCUACUGAUGCAACCGUCAUUUCCCACUUCAGGUGGCUCGGAGAUUUGUUUCCAGGAAUUCCUCCUGAGGUCUUGAGGACGCAUCCAUUUUACCGUCACCCGCAACGUCAGCCGCCACCGACCAGACGAUCUUUUACUGAGAAGAUGGUACUGUUUUACGCAAAGUUCCAGAAGUUACCGAACCCAGCGCUUACUGAGUGCAGGGAAAUAAUGAAGAAGUCGUCGCUGACCCUGGAGGACUUCGAAGAACUUGUAUCCCAGGCAGAACGCCUAUGUGGAUAUGCAAUUGAGAGCAUGCCGGUAGCUGGCAGACGUCCACACCCAUUGUGUGUCUUAGAAGCUCUGGGAACGAUAUUUCUUGUUCUCGACACGCUGUACUGUGCAGCAGAAGUACUCGGGGAGAAUUCGGGGAAGCAGUGGUGGUGGCCUUGGAUAGUAAGUCGCCUAGAACAUGCAAGAUUCGAGCAAACCCACGAAUGCUCAUUGAGUAUCAAGUCUAAGAGAAAUUCAGAGGUUGCACACGCGCUGAGCAUGGCUCUGGAGUACUAUAGGAGAGGCAUCCGGCCCCCAAUGAUCAUGGUGAUCGGCUUGAAGGAAGCGCUGUUUUGUGAAGAGCGCAUAUCGAAGUUCAAGGCUAUAUUGUGGAGAGCGUGGAAAGAAGAUGCUGAAAAGUGGAGGGAGUCCAUAAAACCGGACGUAGCAGGGAGCAAAUGA
Eimeria mitis is the source of this 912-nucleotide messenger RNA. RefSeq lists its product as uncharacterized. The record is from RefSeq and is a predicted model, not a curated record. Bases 1 to 912 code for a protein of 303 amino acids. Lineage: Eukaryota; Apicomplexa; Conoidasida; Eucoccidiorida; Eimeriidae. The transcript is spliced from 2 exons.